GCGCUGACUCGGCAAAUCAUCGCCUCAUCUUCCUCUUCUCGCACCUGCGAAGUCCCCCCGCUUUCUAUCCCCCCGCCUGGCCGCCUCUAAGACAACAGAGACAGCAAUGGCCGUGCGCGCCAUCGAUACGCCGCUCCUCCUGUGCACCAUGGUGGUGGUGCUGACCGGCCUCGUGUCCCCGUCCACCGCCGGGCUCAGCCUGGACACGGUGAGGGACUUCCUGACGCGGGAGGAGGACACCAUUGUGUUCAGCCUCAUCGAGAGGGCCAAGUACCCGCUCAACCGGCCGGCCUACGACCCCCUCCACUCCGCCGCCGGCCGCCGCCUCAACGCCUCUUUCGUCGAGCUCUUCAUCCGCGAGUCCGAGGCCGUUCAGUCCAAGGCCGGAAGGUACCAAAGCCUACAGGAGAUUCCAUUCUUCGCUUACAGAGUUCCUUCCGCUCUGGCGCCUCCAUACAACUUCACAAGCGAUCUGUAUCCCGCUGCCGCGUCAGUCAACGUUAACGACGCCAUAUGGAGCAUGUACUUCGACGAGCUGCUCCCUCGGCUGGCUAAGAAUGGCGAUGAUGGCAACUACGCCGUAGCUGCUGAUGCAGAUCUUGCGUGUCUUCAGGUGCUUUCAAGGAGGAUCAACUACGGCAGGUACGUAGCUGAAGUGAAGUUCAGAGGAGACCAGCAGACCUAUACCAGCUUAAUCCAGGCGAAGGACAGAGACGCUCUGGUGAAGCUACUGACGUCUGAAGCCCAAGAGGACGUGGUGAAGAGAAGGGUAGAGAAGAAGGCGGCCGUGUUCGGGCAAAGCGUAACGUUGGACGGACCAGUCCAAACGGAUGCCAACAGCCAGGCUAACUCUAGCUUAUUCAAAGUCGACCCUUCGGUCGUUUACGAGCUGUAUGGCCAGCGGGUGAUUCCGUUGACGAAACAGGUGGAGGUCGAGUACCUUCUCCAUCGCCUCGACUGAGACUGAUCACUGAUCGAUCGCGUCAAAUGUGUAUAUAUCCGGCUGACGGAUUUGUAUACCCGUAACGUAUUUACAUACAUACAUACGCAAUAAGAAAUAUACAGGACUGUUGUCCUCAGUUUUAUC
Messenger RNA from Zea mays, 1087 nucleotides. Its product is annotated as chorismate mutase 2, cytosolic-like. The transcript is spliced from 5 exons. NCBI's taxonomy places the organism in Eukaryota, Viridiplantae, Streptophyta, Magnoliopsida, Poales, Poaceae. Gene Ontology annotation, cellular component: cytoplasm. Gene Ontology annotation, biological process: chorismate metabolic process; aromatic amino acid biosynthetic process. Gene Ontology annotation, molecular function: chorismate mutase activity. The record is from RefSeq and is a predicted model, not a curated record. Bases 107 to 961 code for a protein of 284 amino acids.